UUGUCUCCAUCUCCUGCUUCUUUCAUUACUGUGAAACGGUGCGCAUGGGCCUGCCGGCGACGUGGCGGUCGGAACUCGCAGCGCAGAUCAAAGCGCUGCAGAAGGCGCCUGUUCAGGGGCUGCUGCAGUUCUUGUCGGAUGGCAUCCAAGAGGUCAUCAUGGGGCGACCGCGUGACCCGUUCUACUACAUGGCCGAGUACCUUCGCUUGGCGGCGAUGCUCAUCGAUGAGCCCGACGAGCUGACGCUGUCGCGGGAGCUGCACAAGAAGCAAAUCAUCCUCGGACGCAUGCGCAACGACCUCUCCCGACUUCGAGCGCGGCGGCUGCGGGCUCUCCACGCGUGCUUGGACCUCGAGGCGACCUUGCUCGUGCCCGACUCGAUCUUGACGGACGCCGACAGAGCCUUCUUGGACCCCGAGCCGCGCUGGCUGCAGAACUAUUGGUGCCCGCACACGGAUGUCGUCGCCACGAUUGCGCCGCCAAUGAUGGCAUUCCCUGCCAUCGAGUCGGGCAACACCCGAGCCAUAUUUGAGUGCUUUGUGCCAGAAUGUCUGCAAGCCAUUGUCGAGCUUCGAAAGGCACAGUCAGAUGAUCCGAUUCGAUGGCUCAUUGCCCACUUUGAAGCCAAGUCGCCGCAGGCACAACAGCGAGCGCAGUAUGUCGACCAACUAAAGGCCGUACUCGGACAGUACCGACUCUACUACGAGCGUAUGAAGGUGCAGCCGCCCCAAGCCGAAAUCGAUGCCAACCGCGCGAGUUGCCAGCGGGACGACCUCCAGGCGCAGCUCUCCGAACGCACGCGUCUCGUAACACACAUUUCGAUCUCCAAGAUGAGGCCCCGGACGCAGCCCCGCAUGACAGGAAAGCCCGUCGUUUUCAACCUCGAAAAGCUGUGGGUACCCCCCGAGAACAUCGAGCCCAUCGACGACUACACCCCUUUUCAACUACAAGCGCUCCAUCGCGCCGAGCGGCUCGUCAUGGAAGCCGACGAAGUGCGGUACAAGGCGGUUCUGCGCUUCGACUUGGAGUACUACUCGGCGCGGCGCAUCGCCUCCAUGUACCGCUGCCACCGCGCGUACGCCAAGUACCAAAUCCUCACGGCCCGUCGCAACGCCGCCGCCGCAUCGAUCCAGUGCGUCUACGAAGCAUAUUUGUACCGAAAAGCCGUGCAACUCCCCCCGUGGUGCGUCCUCGGACAGCAAGUCAUGGUGGCCAUGGUCCUCGCCCGGCGCGCGGCGAUUUGGUUUGAAUUUUACCGGGGACGGGACUUCCCGGCGGGCAACUUUGCGACGGACGCCACCAAGUCGCUCGACGAGCUCAAAACUCGGUGUCGCCACGACGACAAGUGCGCGGCGUUUGCCUCGGACGGGUCCCUCAAGCGGUUCGUGCCCCGCCAACUCUCGCAGCUGCAGCCCUUGACCAAGCUUGGUGCUUCCACUGACGACGGCCUCUACAUCAAGCGACUGCCUCGAUCGGACGCGGACGUCAUUGCGAGUGCCAUCGUCACGAGUGUGCCCCACAACAAGUUUGGCACCGUCGAGGUCGUCUUUGACGGCACCGGCGUCGUCGAAAUGGUCCCCGUCCAAAAGCUCUCGCGCCGCUUUGCGCACGAGUAUGACUUUGGUACCGACACGUGGCAAUACGUCGAUCAAGUGUCGAGAGCGCAAGUCGCGACCGCCCCCGAGCCGUUCACCGAGGCGACCGAGCGCCAAGCCAUCAUCGACGAGCGCAAACGACUCUACACGGUCGCUAAAGACGAAGCGUACAAGCGCAAGGUCGAAGCGAGUGCCGUCAAACUCCAAUGCGCGUUUCGUAGCAAACGGGCACGGGCCAAGUUUCGUCACCUCUUGGAGGUCCGCCUCAAGGAGCUCGAGCAUCAAGCGAUUGUCGACGCGGCCGCCGCCAAAGUGGCCGAGAAGACGAAGAAGCGCUGGCGCCGCUGGUUUCGCUGGUGGAGCUAAGAGCGUCGAGUGCAAUGCACUCGUCAAUGGCAACCCAAGGAC
This is a messenger RNA of Saprolegnia diclina VS20, 2003 nucleotides long. RefSeq lists its product as hypothetical. Gene Ontology annotation, molecular function: protein binding. The coding region runs from base 45 to 1961 and encodes 638 amino acids. NCBI's taxonomy places the organism in Eukaryota, Oomycota, Saprolegniomycetes, Saprolegniales, Saprolegniaceae. The transcript has 15 exons. The record is from RefSeq and is a predicted model, not a curated record.